CGAGGUCCUGGCGAGAGAACACUGACCGUGAAGCGGAAUAUGAUAAUAAGUAAUGAUGGAGUUAUUGCGCUGUUUGGAUACCGACGGUAACAACGACACCACGGAGCCACACCAGGCCACGCGCUCAACUCCAAUUAGGAACUAACGGGAUUUGUGUACAUUGCAGGUUCUCUGUGGAAAGUUAAGUCAAGCAGGUUUGGAUAGCUCUUCCUGUUGUAAAGUCGGCGGUUUCUACGUUUUUGUGUUGUGAUAAAGUCCAGCUCGUUGUGUGAGAACAUCGUAAGUAUGGAUACCCUCGCUCAAAGGGAUGCGGGAUUUCCUGCGCGAGCGCCGCAAAGUUGCGGUGAGACGCGGUUACUGGAGAUUUAGGCUUUAAAAAAAAGUCGGACUGGUUAGCCCUGAAACUUGUCGUAAAACACUGGUUGGCUGGACUGAAUGCUCCUUUCCUGCUAUUCUUCUCCGCUUCGCAGCGCUUCCUGCUUGUGGUGGCCACUGCACUUAAUGGCUAAAAAUACAUAAAAACUCAAAAUGGACAGCUAAUGUUGUGGGAAUUUGGAGCACUCGAGCAUUUUACAAGUCUUGGAAUCAUUUUUAUUUUUGUCCUCGUUUUUAUUUUCUCCCAACCAGAACUCAACAGGUGGCAAUUUUAAAUGAGGGAAGAGAAGAGCUCAUUUAGCCUUAAUGAGGUGAUUCAAGAGCCUCUUAAACACAGGCCGGUGAAAUGAUAAUGUGUUCAAACCAUGUUGGGAAACCACACAGCACAUCACUUGAACAGAGAGCUGAGACAGCGCUGCCUUUUUGAGCUUUGAAACACUUAUCGCACAAAAGCAAUCUCCCAACUGAUUCUGUAUUUUCAAGUGCUUCGCAUGUAAUGUCAAGACGAAUGAAAGACACUUUCGGCUCAGUUAUCUUUGAAUCCUCUCCUGCUGCCCACUUGUUGGUUGAGCUUUUGAACACAUUUCACUGGUCCCUGAUGAACCAACAAGAAAGACAGGAAAGGGAGCGAGGCGCAAUAAAGUACUCCUUUGUACUUUAUUUUCAAACCCUUGGGGUGCAAAAUCAGAUCCAGUUUAAACAUCUGCUUGAGGCUCCAUGGAGCCACUGAAGAACAUAUUCAGUCGUGGCCCGCUGUCCAACUGGAAAAAUUUGGAACAAUCACAAAAAGGGAACUUCACCAACCCUGUGUGGACCGCCUUGUUUGACUAUGAGGCGUCCUGUAAAGAUGAGCUCACCUUGCGUAAAGGUGACCUGGUGGAAGUCCUGUCUCUGGACUCUGAGAUAUCAGGGGACGAGGGCUGGUGGGCGGGGAAGGUCAACAACAAGGUGGGCAUCUUCCCAUCCAACUACGGCUCCUUCAAGCCAAGCGGAUACGGGAAGCUUCCGGGCAGUGGCGUGGUCGGCGAGCUUGGACCGGCCGUGGUGAGCGAGUUCGAACCCGACGUGCUGGAUUUCCGGGAGCUGUGCCUGGAGGAGGUCAUCGGGGUCGGGGGCUUUGGAAAGGUAUAUCGCGGUACAUGGAGAGGCCGGCUUGUGGCUGUGAAGGCCGCUCGCCAAGACCCGGAUGAGGAUAUCAGUGUGACGGCGCAGAACGUCAGGCAGGAGGCGCGUUUGUUCGCCAUGCUCAAUCACCCCAACAUAAUUGCUUUGAAAGGCGUCUGUCUGCAAGAACCCAACCUGUGCCUCAUCAUGGAGUACGCCUCCGGUGGGGCGCUGAGCCGGGCGUUGGCGGGACGUCGCAUCCCGCCGCACGUCCUGGUCAACUGGGCAGUGCAGAUAGCCAAAGGGAUGUUGUACCUGCACAGCGAGGCCAUCGUCCCCGUCAUCCACCGGGAUCUCAAGUCAAACAACAUCCUUCUGGCUCAGCCCAUAGAGAAUGAAUGUAUGGAGGGUUUGACGCUGAAGAUCACAGACUUCGGCCUGGCGAGGGAGUGGCACAAGACCACCAAGAUGAGCACGGCCGGCACUUACGCCUGGAUGGCCCCCGAGGUCAUCAAGUCCUCCACCUUCUCCAAGGGCAGCGACGUCUGGAGCUAUGGUGUUCUGCUGUGGGAGCUGCUAACAGGAGAGGCGCCCUACAAAGGGAUUGAUGGACUCGCCGUCGCCUAUGGAGUCGCUGUGAACAAGCUCACCCUUCCCAUCCCUUCCACAUGCCCCGAACCCUUCGCUCAGCUCAUGUCAGAGUGCUGGGACCAGGACCCCCACCGCCGACCCAAUUUCAGCUCCAUCUUGGCCCAGCUGACGGCCCUGGAGCAGCAGGUGAAGGAAGAGAUGCCGCAGGACUCCUUCCACUCUCUGCAGGAGGACUGGAAACUGGAGAUCCAAGACAUGUUCGAUGAACUCCGGGCUAAAGAGAAGGAGCUGCGAUGCCGUGAGGAGGAGCUGAAGCGAGCGGCUCUGGAGCAGAAGUCCCACGAAGAGUUCCUGCGUCAGCGUGAGCAGCAGCUGGCCCAGUGGGAGCAGGACGUGUUCGAGCGCGAGCUCAGCCUCCUCAUCCUCCACCUGAACCAGAACCAGGAGAAACCCAAUGUCAAGAAGAGGAAGGGCACCUUCAAGAAGCACAAGCUUAAGUGCAAGAACGGCGAGAAGAUCAGCAUGCCCCAAGAUUUCAUCCAUAAGAUUACGGUGCAGGCAUCCCCAGGCCUGGAGAAGAGGCGGAACUCUCCUGAUUUGGGGUCAGGCUCCUCGCCCUCCUUCGGCCCACGUUUCCGUGCAAUCCAACUCAGCCCCAGCGACAACAGCAGGACGUUUGGUCUGAGCCCAGUCUGGCCUCUAGAUGCUCCCUCUCUUAAACAACCCAAUGGAGACCUGAGGUUGGGGCCCCACUGGAGGCCCCAGAGCCCGAAAAGUCCCAAAAGCCCUAAAGUCCUGCGCCUUAGUCCCCAGGAAAGCAGUCUGUCGAUGAGGGCCAAGCUCCUGGAGUCGGACAGCAAUGAGAGGGGGGAAUCCAAGGAUGAUUUUGAGGAGUACAGACCCUCCGCGCCGACCCCUCCGCCUGCUCAGAAUGGCUCCUCAGUGAAGGACAGCCUGCGGCUUCCUCUACCUCAGCGAGACUCGGUCGGCGAGGAAGGGGGUUCCUCCCCGGCUGGCUCCCCCAGGCCUGAGAGGGGUUCCCACGGUGGCCUCAUUAAGAGCACCCACCGGGCCCUGCUGGGCAGUGGCUCCCUCCUGGCCUCUGUAGGACUAGGACGCUGCCUGGAUAUUCCCCCAAGGGUGCCCCCUCGAACUAACCUCCCUUCCCUAGAAAGCCGCACCCCCUCUGAACCAGAGAUCUCUGCCCCCAUGGCCCACAUUUCAGACCCCCCUGUGGUGGAUGAUCUCAUCACCUUCUCCAACUCUGAGGUGCUGCCCAGACCGCUCUUGGAUUUAGCUCUGCAGCACCAUGAACUGAAGCCCUUGCCCCUGACGCCGCCACCGCCAAACCCCAGAGAGAGGAGCGGUCACAGGACGCCGCAGAUGCCGCACAGUCCGCACAGUCCUCAGAGCCCAACGACCCCUCUGCAGCACGGCAAGACCAGCCCGGGGGAGUGGACCCCAAGUUCCCAUUCGACUAACGGGGAGCUGGGCUGUGAGGCCUGGGAGCACAGAGCUGACAGGAGGAGGAGGUCCAGCCAAGGCCUGCACAGCUCUCAGCUUGUUUUAGACCUGCCCUUGUGCCAAGACACACAGGACUCUGAUGACAAGCCCUCUGUGCCCUUAUCUCUCCACCCCAACCGCCUCUGGAGCCCCACCCGCCGCCUGGAAGUAAGUGUCAUCCCCCGGCCCCGCCCGUCCCCCAUCCGCCCCCGCAUUGACCCCUGGAGCUUCAUCUCAGCCGGUGGUGGAAACUCAGGUGGUGGCCGCAACCCGUACCGCGUGGACAGCAGCCCUCUGGGCUACCAACCCUCCCCCACCAACCCUUUCACCAACUGUGACCCCUUCCCCUCGCCGGACUGCGACCCGUUUGCCCUCAAGGCUGACCCCUCGAGUGGCUCGGACACGGCUUCGCCUUUUGACCCCUUCUCGGCUCCCUUUUCGGCUCCCUUUCCUACAUCCCGUUCUGCCCCGUGCUCCACUAACGGCUCCCCAACACUGCCCUCAUUCCGCAUAGCACCCCUGAAUCCGGCCGACUCGCCCCUCAUUGACCUCGGCUGGGCAGCAUGCAGCAAGCCCCUAGAUGGCGCCAAAGAGAGAGCUCACCCUCGCAAGACACUGGGGCUGAAGCCUUUUAAGUCCCCAACGCAACUCAGAGACGAUAGGUUCUAAACCUGUGCCUGUGGCAAGGCGACAAAGUCCAUGACCCUUUCCACUACUAUGUCCUAGCGAAGAUUCGGAAGAAAAACGCACACCCAUCAAUCAACCCAUUGAGGGAGGUUUCCCCUGUGGGAGGCCCGGUCAUUGCAGGUCUUAUUUAUACGCCAGCCUGCUGCUUUGGAAUCCUGAAAGCCAGUGAAAAGGUGGUACAUUUGAGUGGGAAAGCUGCCUUUGAACCAAUAGCUGGUGCCCAUUUCAUUCUCCCCCUUUCUAUCUUGGUUUCUCUAUCCCUUUGAAGGAGCAGAACACAGAUCACUAGCCCCAUCUUCAGAUUCUAUCAGACUGCUCAUAUCACCCGCUUUCAUCUCCCCCCUUGCCUUUGAAGCAUUGUGACAAUGCAGAGGUGGAUAAGGCGACUUGCACAGCUUCAUCUGCCUCUACCUCUCUGCAGACUGAAAGCAUUCAGGACAAUGGAAAAAUUGGAGUGCCUUAUUUCGUGAAGUGUUUUUACUAUAUAUCUUUUCAAGAUUUCUUGAAUGGUUAAUCUGGUGCGUAGGGAAGAUGCUAUGAAUUUGGCUUCAAUUUGCAAAUCAGCUUAGCGCUGCUGUGGAUGAAAACGUCAUGUGCGUGUGUGCGUGUACGUCUAGACUCAUUGUUCAAGGAAAGCUUACUGUUUUUGUUUUUUGUUUCAAACAGCAGCUGCCUGUUGCAUUAUGGGAGAAAGCACUCAGAGUGGAUAUUCCAGGCCACUCGUGAAAUCCAAGACAAAUCCAUGACCCAGACAUUCCACUUGGAAGCAGAUAAAAUUCCAGUCACAUUCCCCUUGAAAUGCCAGGGGUUGGACAGAUUCAUUGUGCUGGCAGGCGACACAGCGCCGGAAACAGGACGGGGGAGCCCUCUGCAUUCCCUUCAUAUGCCAAAGAAUGCCACUGUGACAGUGUAAGGGCUGGGACAAAGAGUGUUUGCAAAUACAUUGUUUUUACCUCCAUGGAGUGCCAGACGGGUGGGGGCUGCCACACUGGAUGGUGCAGAAAAAGUUGAAACAAUCACAGAUCGGAUUUAAACACAACUUUAAUACACUUUUUUGUGAUCUUUUAAAAUAUAAAGGCUGUCUUAUCACUACCCGUCUAAUGCUGUAGGAAGGUCCAACCAAAUACUUAAAAGUAUUUGCCAGUACUACAAUACAUCUAUAUGGAAGCUUCAUUGAAUAUUAAUUUGUUUGUACAGUCCACCGGAGUAGCAGUGGCCUCGCAAAGCCAGCCCAUGAUUUGACAGACACUUAACUUAAACUGACUGGACGAACAUGCCAUAACAUAACUGU
Plectropomus leopardus (leopard coralgrouper) is the source of this 5551-nucleotide messenger RNA. RefSeq names its product mitogen-activated protein kinase kinase kinase 11. Lineage: Eukaryota; Metazoa; Chordata; Actinopteri; Perciformes; Serranidae. Gene Ontology annotation, cellular component: centrosome. The record is from RefSeq and is a predicted model, not a curated record. Gene Ontology annotation, molecular function: JUN kinase kinase kinase activity; ATP binding; protein binding. Gene Ontology annotation, biological process: protein phosphorylation; positive regulation of apoptotic process; microtubule-based process.